Messenger RNA from Dromaius novaehollandiae (emu), 4675 nucleotides. It is a transcript of the gene LACC1, whose product is annotated as laccase domain containing 1. The transcript has 6 exons. Gene Ontology annotation, molecular function: copper ion binding. Lineage: Eukaryota; Metazoa; Chordata; Aves; Casuariiformes; Dromaiidae. Bases 1823 to 3139 code for a protein of 438 amino acids. The record is from RefSeq and is a predicted model, not a curated record.
GCGCGGGGCGCGGGCGGGAGCCGCUGCGUUUUUCGGGUGGUUGCCGCGGGUGCACCGUGACUGCUGCCAUUGCAAAUAGCUGACAGUUUUUUUCCUACGGUUUUGCUAAGCUUUUUUUGUGCUUUAAGUUCCUUCAGUUAUUAUUAAACUCUGUUUUCUGUAUGUCUUAAUUUGUCAGUAUUUGACAUGCACAUAAGUUUCACUGAAUGCCCUGUGGUUAGGAGCAAGAAGAAAUGUGUCCCCAGUUGUCCUUUCUUAACACCAUUCCUUAUAUUAUCCAAUGGAUUUCUGUCACAUCCGCUCUUACUUCUCUGAGCUCCAGGUUAAAGCGUUUAACCUUUUCACUUCCCCAAUCUUUGUGAUUGCAUUGCUCAUCUCUGGAUACCAUCAGUUUCUUUCAUCUGUUCUUUGAAAUUGGAUGACAAAAGCUGAAUACAGUAUUUCAGCUGGAGAAGAAAUACCAGUUUGGCAUUCUAUUCUCAAUAGUGUUUCGUACCCUGCAUAUUUUUUUACCUUUUUCUUUGUCCUUUUCAGCACUCUGCACUGAAAGUAUCUCAAUAAUUCUUUUUUUGUUAGUCUGGUUGAAGGAAACAAAAUGCUUGUGUUGGUCUGUCUGUCUUUCAGGUUCCCCCUGCUAAUUUUCAAUUCCUUGGCCUACUUCAGCCACAUUUGGCAGUGGGCCAAAAGCUGCAUAAGGUGGCUGCUUUCUGCAUGGUUCAUGAAAAUUGGUGUCUGGGUGAAGGAAGGACAGGAUACCCAGGCUGGGUCCCUUUGGGAGGGAAAGCUGGGACAGCUCGGCUCUCAUCCCUUCCCUCAGGCAACAGCUCCAGCUCAGCGCAGCAGAAGCAGGAGGGGAAAUGGCAAGGCACACCUAAGGUGUAUUGUGGGGCUGGAUCUGGGAGAAAUAUAGGUUUACUCCGGUAGUAAUUACCACUGAGAAAAUGUGUUUAUUAUCAUAGGAUUCUUGGACAAACUGAUACAAAUCCCUCAUUCCCCCCCUCCGUCUUUUUGACCAUUGCAUUGCCCCAUCAUAAUAUUCAAACUUUUUUAUAGAGCUCUACAGAAUAUACAGAAUGCAGUGCAGUUAAAGAAAAAAUGUGUCCAGCUUUAGCGACAUGUUUUGAAAAUGACUUCACGUUUUCCUGCUCGCAGGAGAAACUGCCUUCCUCAUUUCUGGCCUGUGACCCUGAAUUCUGACCUCUCAUAACCUCUCUGUCAGGGUUAAUAUUUCUAAAUAUGUUUUUUCUUGACUGACUGCCAAAUCUUUCGCUGGAACAUGCCUUUACCCUUCAGAAAAGGACACUUUUUUCCAUCCACACAACUUUUCCCAUAGCUUGUUUGUAUUCAUAUUCUUAUUUCAGCAUACCGAGGAUUUCUGAAUCUGUUUGAGGUUCAGCAAAGCUAAUGCAUUUGCACAUAUGAUUACAACAGUGAGUUACAUGGCAGGGUUAACGCCACUUCCGGGUUUAAUGCUACUCAGGCACUUAAUCAUAUUGGUGCCUUCCUUUCUGCACCGUUUGUUCUUUCCUGUGGCUGGUGACAGCAGCAAAGCAGGGUCUCAUCAUGAAGAAGAAAUACAGGUUCCCACUCCAGUCUUACCUAGCAGCGGAAUUUCCAUCCUGUACAAAUCAGCUGGAAGACUGACAGUAACAAUCAAGAUAUAUAAAGCUGGUAAUGUGCGUUUAUGUCAGAUGAUACCUUUCCAGAGUGUAAAAGGAUUGCCUACCUGUGUGAAUAAAUACCAGCUUUUUAAACUUCAUUUAUGAAAACUGAGUGUACUUCAAUAUUUUAAUUUUUUAGGAAUCUUUCAAUUGCCUGGAAUAUGGUGGAAGCAGUAGUGAUUGAUCUGUUCAGCCUGCCAGCAAACUUGCAGAACGACAUCCAAGAUUUACUGUGUAACAUGCUGGGAACUACUGAAGAAUGCCCUUCUGUCACUUCUCCACUGGUUUAUGUCAUGUGCUGCCAGACACAGCAGAGUGAAAGGAAGGAUGAGCAAGAGUCCUUGCUUCCAGCUCUGAGAGACUUUCUGACUCUGAAGAAAAACCUAGAGGUGGUACGUGCUCUGACUACAGCUGCUGCUUUGUACACCAUCAAACAAAGACUAGAUGAAAAAGACUUACACGUCAUUAAAAUUAUUCUACCUGCAUUCAGGAGGGACUUAAUGAAAGUAUAUAUAGACCAUCUCUUUACUGCAGUCUACCAAUUUGAAUUUGAGGAUUUACAGAUGGCAUCUGAUUGUAAUAACCUACUGAUAGCUGAACCUCAUACUGAAGGGCAAACACUUCCUACCCAGGACGUGGAGCUCAUCACAAGGGAGAUUCAGAUGUAUUUGCAAAGCCUGCCAAGCCUGAAAGGGGAGCUCACUAUCCUCAGAUCUUCCCUGAUCCCGGAUGGUAUCUUCCUGCAUGGAUUCAGCACAAGGACAGGUGGGAUCUCCUACAUACCAACUCUAAGCUCCUGCAAUCUCUUCAGCAGUUCCAAACGGAGGGACCCACAAGCCGUGGUUAAAGAAAACCUCCGCAGGCUAGCUAAUGCUGCAGGAUUUAACCCCAAGACAUUUCACAGGGUCAAGACUGAUCAUGGUAAUGCUGUGUAUAUUAUGGGAAAGACAGAGCCUGACAGCUAUGAUGGAAUAGUUACAAAUCAGAAAGGUGUUACAAUAGCAGCUCCAGGGGCUGAUUGCAUACCUGUGCUAUUUGCUGAUCCUGUCAGAAGAGUCUGCGGUGCUGCUCAUUCAGGAUGGAAAGGCACUUUGUUAGGAGUUUCUGUGGCCACAGUAAAUGCUAUGGUAUCUGAAUAUGGCUGUAACGUGAAAGAUAUCCUUGUGGUCCUGGGCCCAUCUGUAGGACCUUGCUGCUAUAAACUUCCUCAAGAAUCAGCUAAAGAAUUUCACAGAAUUGAUCCAAAGUGUGUGAGACUAUUUGACUCUGCAAGUCCUUAUAUCGAUCUUAGAAGAGCAACACGGAUUCUUCUCGAGACCGGUGGGAUUCUUCCUGAGAACAUCCAGGACGAUUCUGUCACAGACCAGAAUCAAAAUAUCACUCUCUGUACUGCAUGCCACCCUGAUAAGUUUUACUCUCACUUUCGUGAUGGCACUAACUUUGGGACACAGAUUGGCUUCAUAUCAAUCAAAGCCUGAGUUAGUAUCUCUUACUCUUGAAUAGUACAGUAUUUGGACAAUAAGUCUGGUGCAGUGCCUGGCAUGCUACUCUCCUAGUAGGUCUCCAUCCUUCCUUUCGUGGACUUUCCAUAAACAAUUCACACGUCUUGGGAUUCUCCUGCUUUCCUUCUCUGCCAUUCUGAAACAAGAAGAAAUACCUAGGGUAUGAGGCCAGUAAUUCUUGUGGGAGAUGAGCCAAAGGGAACAAGGACAACCUCCACCAGUGACAAAGCCCCUCUGAAAUAUCAGAGGCAAGCUCCCAUUGUCUUGCCUUCUUGACCAAAUAUUUCCCAGAAACCUCAGUACCUUAAGAUGGUGAAAGCACAAAAGCCAAAGUCUUCAUUAGCUUCUGAAUAAGUCUUCUGAAUGAAGUUAAUUAUGACAUACUCAUAUAGGAAAGGAAACCUGUAUUGCAUUUUAAUUGUUUGGGAACACUCAACUUUGGUAAUUUCAACUGAAGAUUAGCCAUAUAGAAUGAUGUGCCUGGACUUGUUUUUGUUUUUUGGAUUAGUGUAAAGAAAGCGCUAAAACACUCACAGGGUUUUCCCUAUAGAAAAAUAAGUUAUAUGACUGAGAUGCAAGCAUAUGAACCCUCACCCUUCUGUAUUUUUUUGUUGUAUGAAGAAUAGGACUAAGACUCUUAAUAUGAUAUGACAUCUAUGCUUAUGUUCCUUUAGCGUUUUUCAUUAAACUGUUGUCUCUCAGCUAAUCUCCAUUGAGACUGUCUGAACGGUCCUCAGUUAUUUGGUAAACAUCUUAAAAAGAUUGUGAAUUUAGCCAGAAGAUCAGCUAAUUUUGCUGACCAAUAGCUAACUUACCUGUUUUGCUAACAAAACCCAAAUGUGCCCAGUUUUCUUAUACUCCUAUAGAAAACUUGUCUGUGGACAUUUCCAUAGAUAUGACCAUUCCUGACACAAAAACAGUGGGAACCUUCUUAUAGUUCAGUCCUUUGUUUUCAGAUCUAAAACUGUUGACUGUAGCUUGUAGAGUUCCCAAGCAUGAGUCUUGGGAGGACUGCCUGUAGGCAGUACUUUCUGGUUUUGAACCCAAAGAGCUUUACAAAUUCUAGAGUAUUUUGUCCGCUAGAGGUCAGUACUCACUUACUCUGCACUUCCAUCCCUGCCUGCACUGUGUAGCUGGCUUUUCAAACAGCAUUUUGCGAAGCACUGUACAGUAUACGCUCCUACUUUUGUCAGUGCAAUCAUUUGCCAAGUUAUUCUGGUAUCUGUGCUUGAAGAGUAAUCUGUUUUUCAUUUUGCUGGACUGUGAUUCAGAGCCUUUGCAUCCUUGUCCUGUUGGAGAACAGAUUCUUGUAAAAAUUUUCUUUUAACUGUGAAUGGUGUUUCAGACAAGAGUGAUUCUGAUUAUGUUACCUUGUGAUUAUAGCCAUCUACCAAAAAAUUAAUUCUUCUAAUUCUCCUCUCUCUCUUCUUUAGAAAUAUUAUUUAUUAUUCCUCUUCUGCUGUAGUACUUCAGGCCUUUAAAAUAAAAAUUGUUUCACUUAUCUUUGAAAAA